AUGCCUCUGACAUUGUACGACAAAAUCUACCAGGAGCACUUGGUGAAUCCUGACGACAAGACAGCACCACUCUUGUACGUGGAUUCGCAUCUGAUUUUCGAAGUCCCGACUGCGCAAGCAUUUGAUGGCCUCAGAAAGAACAAUCGCCCAGUACGAAGGACAGACUUGACAUUGGCCACUGUUGAUCACAAUGUCCCAACAGAUGACCGGUCGCAGUACCAGGACGCUGCGUCUUUCAUCAAAGAGCCACAAGCCAGGACCCAGGUUACGUUGCUUGAGAAGAACGUCAAAGAGUACAACAUCAAGUAUUUAGGCAUGCCUGACCGCCGACAGGGUAUUGUCCAUGUGGUGGGCCCGGAGCAAGGGCUGACUCUCCCGGGGACUACGAUGUUCUGUGGAGAUUCACAUACCCCUACGCACGGCGCAGUAGGUGCACUGGCUGUCAGCGGAGGGACAUCUGAUAUUGAACAUGUGCUGGCCACCCAGACUGUGAUCCAGAAGAAGUAUAAGAACUUCCGCGUUCGCGUCGAAGGCGAACUUGGUCUCGGCGUCUACUCCAAAGAUAUCAUCUUGCACUUGCUCGGUAAAAUAGGUACAGCCGGAGCAACUGGAUGUGUCAUUGAAUUCUGUGGGUCAACAAUUCGAAAUCUGUCCAUGGAGGCAAGAAUGGUGCUGUGCAAUAUGAGCAUCGAAGGAGGAGCUCGUACAGGACUUGUGGCGCCUGAUGAAGUCACCUUCGAAUAUCUAAAAGGGCGGCCUCUUGUUCCUUCCGGCGCAGACUGGGACAAGGCCCUUACAUACUGGAAAACGUUGUAUAGCGACGAGGAUGCUCAUUGGGACUAUACUGUCGACAUAAAUGCUGCGGACAUUGUUCCUUCGAUCACCUGGGGAACCUCGCCAGACGAUGUCAUCCCGGUCAAUGGCAAGAUCCCGGACCCGGCAGACUAUGAUCAAAAGGAACCGUUCAAAGCGGCCGCAAUCCGUCGAUCGCUCAAAUACAUGGACUUGAAACCGAACAUGCUCGCGACAGAUAUCAAGAUCGACCGUGUUUUCAUCGGGUCUUGUACGAAUUCGAGAAUCGAAGACCUCAGAGCUGCAGCAAGGGUAGCUAAAGGUAGAAAAGUCGCAGAUUCGGUCUAUGCUAUGGUCGUUCCAGGUUCGGGACUAGUAAAGCAGCAAGCGGAAAAUGAAGGCUUGGAUGUUAUUCUGAAAGCCGCUGGGUUUGACUGGCGAGAGGCUGGCUGCUCUAUGUGUCUGGCCAUGAACCCCGAUGUCCUGGCUCCUGGAGAGCGAUGUGCCUCAACGACCAACAGAAAUUUUGAAGGAAGACAAGGCCCUGGAGGCCGAACUCAUCUCCUGUCCCCCGCCAUGGCAGCGGCUGCUGCUAUCAAAGGCCAUUUUACCGACGUACGGGAAUUCCUGACCUCGCAGAACGGAUCGCUGCAAGUGACUCAGUUGACGCUCGAUGGCGCCAAGGUGAAGAGCUAUGGUCCAGUUGAGGUGAGCUCAAGCGCUCCUACUUCUGCAAAUGACAGCGGAGAUGAUACAGUUGCGAAACGACCAUCAGAACAAGCCAAGCGCAGUGUGGAGGGAAUCCCCAAGUUUGACGUGGUCCGGUCCGUACCCGCUCCCUUCGAGAUGCAAAAUAUCAACACCGACCUUGUGAUCCCUGGGGAGUACCUCAAAACCACAAAGCGGACCGGUCUAGGGCCGCAUCUGUUUCAAGAACUUCGAUACGACAGCUCAACACACGAUGAGAUUCCCGAGUUUGUCCUGAACCAAGAUCCCUAUCGCAAGUCGAAGAUUCUGGUCUGCACCGGAGAGAACUUUGGCUGCGGUUCCUCAAGAGAGCAUGCUGUCUGGGCGUUAGUCGACUUCGGCUUCCGCUGCGUCAUUGCUCCUUCUUUCGCAUCCAUAUUCUUCAACAAUUCCGGCAAGAACGGACUGCUAGCGAUUCCUCUUGACGAUGCAGAGGCCUUGCAGAAAAUCCAUGCUGAAGGCCUCGCCAAACGUGAAGUUGAAGUGGACUUGCCGAACCAGGAGAUCAGAGACGCCAAUGGCAAGCUGAUUGCAACGUUCAAGAUGGAUCCAUACACCAAGCACUGCCUGGUCAACGGUCUGGAUGACAUCAGCAAUACCCUCUUGAGCGAGGAAAAAAUCUAUGAUUUUGAAAUCAAGCAAAAGUCCAAAUUUCCAUGGCUGUUCGGCCGCAUUCGGAAACUCCAGUCUCCGAGGCGCCUUGGUCUUUAUCUCCCCAGUGCAAAAGACAUCUUCGACUGGUAG
Messenger RNA from Fonsecaea multimorphosa CBS 102226, 2283 nucleotides. RefSeq lists its product as uncharacterized. The record is from RefSeq and is a predicted model, not a curated record. Lineage: Eukaryota; Fungi; Ascomycota; Eurotiomycetes; Chaetothyriales; Herpotrichiellaceae. Gene Ontology annotation, molecular function: 3-isopropylmalate dehydratase activity; 4 iron, 4 sulfur cluster binding. Gene Ontology annotation, biological process: L-leucine biosynthetic process. The coding region runs from base 1 to 2283 and encodes 760 amino acids. Gene Ontology annotation, cellular component: 3-isopropylmalate dehydratase complex. The transcript has a single exon.